UGAGUUUUUCCAGGUAAUUCUGUUUUUGUUUUUGUCCUGUGUUGUAGCUUCUGACGCUAUGGAAUUGUUUGACCAAUUCAAUGGAUUUUUCAAUCUCCCAAAACUCCUCUCCUAACAAUGUUGAACGUUUUUAUUGGGUCAACCAAGUGUUGGAGCAGUUUCGCUGGAAAGAUCGUUAUUCGCUUUCGGAGCCCACAUUGACUGCCUGGGGGGAAUUUCGCAGCAAUGACGAAAAAAACCAUUAGUGAACAAUUUUCAACACAUUCUCCAGUUUCGUACAUGUGUUACUUCUGGAAGAAUUGCUUGUCAAUUCUUUAACUACGUUUUAUAAUUGGGUGCGAACAGGUUGCUGUGCGCUUCUUGUUCCACAUGGGAGCGCUAGCAGUGGUUCCGCCGCCGGAAGGGCCAUCUUGCGGAGCCACCUGGUGUUGUCGGCGUUGGAGGGUUGCAUCAUUCAGGGAGCGGCGGUUGGUCCCGGGAGCAGGAUGACGGGAGACGAGGCCGGUGUGACCGUGGGCCAGCCGCAUCUGGCGAGGCAGGAUCUCAGCGCGCUGGAUGUUGCCAAAUUAACACCCCUUUCUCCUGAAGUUAUCAGCAGGCAAGCUACUAUCAAUAUAGGCACAAUUGGCCAUGUAGCCCAUGGAAAGUCCACCGUAGUUAAAGCUAUUUCUGGUGUUCAGACUGUCCGAUUUAAAAAUGAACUGGAAAGAAAUAUUACUAUCAAGCUGGGGUAUGCCAAUGCAAAGGUUUACAAACUUGAUGACCCCAGUUGUCCAAGGCCUGACUGUUACAGGUCAUGUGGUAGCAGCACACCAGAUGAGUUCCCUUCAGAUAUUCCUGGAACCAAAGGAAAUUUCAAGCUAGUCAGGCACGUAUCUUUUGUGGAUUGCCCAGGGCAUGACAUCUUGAUGGCUACUAUGUUGAACGGAGCUGCAGUCAUGGAUGCAGCUUUGCUAUUAAUAGCUGGUAAUGAAUCUUGCCCUCAGCCUCAGACCUCAGAGCAUCUGGCUGCUAUUGAAAUCAUGAAAUUGAAACACAUUCUGAUUCUGCAGAACAAGAUUGACCUUGUAAAGGAAAGUCAAGCAAAGGAACAGUACGAACAGAUACUUGCUUUUGUCCAGGGUACAGUUGCAGAAGGAGCACCAAUUAUUCCAAUCUCAGCACAGUUGAAAUAUAACAUUGAAGUAGUAUGUGAAUAUAUUGUAAAAAAAAUUCCAGUACCCAUCCGUGACUUUAUAUCUGAACCAAGGCUAAUUGUUAUUCGCUCCUUUGAUGUCAACAAACCUGGCUGUGAAGUAGAUGAUCUAAAAGGUGGUGUAGCUGGUGGCAGCAUUCUGAAAGGAGUGCUUAAGGUUGGACAGGAACUUGAAGUACGACCUGGUAUUGUGUCAAAAGACCAUGAAGGGAAGCUGAUGUGCAAACCCAUCUUUUCAAAGAUUGUAUCACUCUUUGCAGAGCACAAUGACCUCCAAUUUGCAGCACCCGGUGGCCUUAUUGGUGUUGGAACAAAAAUUGACCCAACUCUGUGCCGUGCCGAUCGUAUGGUGGGACAGGUGCUUGGUGCUGUGGGAGCUCUCCCAGAAAUCUUCACAGAGCUGGAAAUCUCUUAUUUUCUUCUCAGACGAUUGCUGGGUGUGCGUACAGAAGGAGACAAAAAAGCAGCAAAGGUACAAAAAUUAUCCAAAAAUGAGGUAUUAAUGGUCAAUAUAGGAUCCCUUUCCACUGGAGGAAGAGUCAGUGCUGUGAAGGCUGAUUUGGGGAAGAUAGUCCUCACAAAUCCAGUGUGUACAGAAGUUGGUGAAAAGAUUGCCCUUAGCCGAAGAGUAGAGAAACAUUGGCGUUUAAUUGGCUGGGGUCAAAUAAGAAGAGGUGUAACAAUAAAGCCAACGGUGGAUGAUGAUUAAAGCUGGAGAGAGUGAUAUCAUUGAAGAGGACAAGUGGACUGCCUGUAGCAGUACCUAGCAUUAUCCAAAUACUGUUGAAUCCUAAAACAUGGUUUAAAAGAACUUCUGGUAUCAUGCCAGUAAAUUUGGAAAAGUGAUUUUUUUUUUAAAAAAAAAUUCAAAUAUCUCCUGGUAAUAAAAAAAACUAAUUUAUAUUUGAAUAGAAGUUGUGUUUUCAGCAAGAAUUAAGUUCCAUUCAAUCAGGUCUGUCAACACUGGCAGUCAGUAAACAUAAAAUAUUAAAAGUGUUUUGACAUUUAGAAUUAAAUGUGUGUUUUUACCCUCCUUAUUACUUCUAUAUUUUCCAUGCUGAGCCCAUACCUUUCAGCUAUUUCAUUCAAAUAUAAUUUUUCUGGCUACACCGCAAGGGAUUGUGCUUGCAGAGCAUUUGGUAAAUUAUGAGAGGGUAAUGAGGCAAAUUUUUUUAAGCUCAAUCAUGGCCCUUCAGUCCAUUUAAUCUCAUCCUUGCUGAAUAGCGAACUUAGUCAUCUUUCCAUUGCAGUGUCUUAAGUGCUUCUUACAUUAAUUCAAUUAACUCUUCAACCUGGAAGCCAGUUCUAACUUUUUAUCACCUGAGUAAAAAAUAACUUAUGGACCUGUCCUUUCACAUCUGGUAUGAAAUUCACUACAGACUGUUGGAAUGAAAAUCUCUUGGCAGCUAUUUGUCAGGAUGCUGAAUGAAACAUGUGGGCAGAUUCUGUAGGGCAUGAGCUCACAACCUAGAACUACCACAAUUUUUUUUACAAUUGCCAAUCUCUCACUCACUACAAGGAAAGCUUGUAUGAGAAGUGGAAAAUGUCACACUGGUGUAUAGCCGUAGCUAAAGGUCGAAGUAGCAUUAUUAUUCAGUUAGUUCAUAAUUGACUGAUCUAUGUUGUUGACCCCUGUUGCUGAAGAUGGAAGUAUUUUAAUUGGUAUGCAGCUUACAGUGACAUAGCAUUUUUGAAGAUGUUACUUAUUUAAAAUAACUCAAAGCCUUGGGCUGAUCACAAAAAUCUUGUGCUUUAUAUGUUAUUGUUUCAAUCCCAUUAAGAUUAAUAUGAAGGAACAAAAAUGGAUAUAAUUAUCAGAUGGGGGUUUACUCUGCCAAAUGGUUGCACAAAAAUCAUGUUUUGACAAUAACUAACCACAGUUGUCUGUGUUUGAAUGCAAGGAUUUGGGUUAAUUCAGAAAAUUGUAAGAUCAUUUUCUCUUUAUUCCUUUUCUCCCAAGCGACUUUCCUCUGCAAAUUGUUUACAUGCUUUAUUGUAUAACGUGUAUGAUUCCCCAAGGGGUUUAGCUUGUUUAGACAUACAGGCCAAUUUAUGCUGAAUUCAGUCAGGGCAGCUAUUGGGCAUUAUAAUUGACAUCCGUGGCUUUGUGUUAAGGAAGGGAAAACAGCCAGCAUUUUUUGCUCUAGAAGAAAUGGAUGAAGAGAUCAGGUUCAACGACAAUCUGUCUUUCAUUGUCAGCACACAAUAUCAAGGCUCACUUGUUAAAAAUGGCAACGGAUGAAGUACCAACUUUAACUUAUGGCUAUGAAACUGUAUACCAACAAGCAACAAAAGAAAAGGGGGAGAAAAUUGGCAAAGGGAAGAAAAAAAUCCUUCAAUCCCAGGUGGCUCUGCUGGUUAAAAGAACCAUUUUAAUUCUGUGACUGCAUUCAUGUGGAACUCUUACCAUGUUUCUUAUGUAACAAUCUGUUAGUACCUAACAGUGAAAUUCUAGCAGAGUGAAAUAACACUUUUUUUCCUUCCCUUGUGGUGCAAAGAUCAGAAAGUAAAGUAAGUUGAGAAAAGCAUAGCAAAGCAUGAAAUAAAACAAUGUCUUGAGUACUGCAGAUAUAGUCACUUGAACAUACUAAGGAAGCACCUACAUAUAAAACACCAUCUUUUGUCCUUAAUGUAAUUCCAACGUGGCAUUUUUUCCAUUUUGGCAAAACAUCCUUGAAGUUUCUAUGUCUCUUAAAUCCUCAUCUCAUAGCUGGCUGAUAACUGAAGUAUUUGUUUAAUCUUGUUUUCUAUGAUUCAUACUUUUACCUAAGUUGAAUUAGUGAUCAUGUAAGAAAAUUGAGUGAAUAUUUUAAAAUGAACUCUAAAUCCUUUCACAUUCAUUGUUUUAUACUUGUGAUGUCUGUAUUAACAAAACCUUUAUUUGCAACUGAAAUGUAUUGUCCUACCAGUGCAGUACUAAUUAUUCCUGUGUAUAAUGUAAAAGAUGGGAUAAAUGCUUAAUGAUCACGAA
Carcharodon carcharias (great white shark) is the source of this 4166-nucleotide messenger RNA. RefSeq names its product eukaryotic translation initiation factor 2, subunit 3 gamma (gene eif2s3). The transcript is spliced from 12 exons. NCBI's taxonomy places the organism in Eukaryota, Metazoa, Chordata, Chondrichthyes, Lamniformes, Lamnidae. The record is from RefSeq and is a predicted model, not a curated record. Gene Ontology annotation, biological process: positive regulation of translational fidelity; formation of translation preinitiation complex. Gene Ontology annotation, cellular component: eukaryotic translation initiation factor 2 complex; cytosol. Bases 486 to 1904 code for a protein of 472 amino acids. Gene Ontology annotation, molecular function: GTP binding; tRNA binding; translation initiation factor activity.